Molecule: messenger RNA, 861 nt
Organism: Chironomus riparius
Lineage: Eukaryota; Metazoa; Arthropoda; Insecta; Diptera; Chironomidae
Source: the annotation of a GenBank genome assembly
CUUACUGCUUACACAUAAUCUUAUUUUUUGAUAUUUUUAUAAUUUCUUCACGCGUUUAUAUCGUGUGCUGUAUGUAAGUUGUGAAAGAAUUUUGUUGACUGACUUUUUAAGCAGACUCGUGUGUGAUAGAUUAAAUUAACAAAUAUACAAGGCACAAAUAUGAGAAUACCUUAUAUGAAGAUUGUGAUUUAUGUACUGACUUUUAUCGGAUAUUGUUAUUCGGGAUAUGGUUCCUCUAUUCUAAAAUCCUUAAGAGAUGCUGUGCUUAGUUCAGAAGUUUUAUUUGGAGAUGUUUUUAAGAAUUUCAUAACAUUAAGCAAGAAGUUUAAGACUGUCCACGAAAUUUUCGACACAGCUGUAGAAGAAAAUUGUAUUUUUAAAUGCCCUGGAUAUCCAGAUGUUCAUCCUCAAAAAAAUAAGCUUCAUGUACCUUCGUCUGACGGUUGUGGUUCAUUAGGAAUGAAAAUAGAUACAGAAUAUUUACCGGCACCAGAAAUGGGAAAAUGUUGUGAUGAUCAUGAUAUUUGCUAUGAUACGUGCAAUAGUGAUAAAGAUAUUUGUGAUCUGGAUUUUAAAAGGUGUCUCUAUAAAUAUUGCGAUUCGUUUGAAAAAAGUGCUGCUGGUGAAAUAUUAAUUAAAGGAUGCAAAGCAGCAGCAAAAAUGUUAUUUACUGGAACAAUGACUUUAGGAUGUAAGGCAUACCUUGAUGCACAAGAAAGAGCCUGCUUUUGUCCUCAACUAGGUUCUCAAAAUCAAGGAAAAUAUGAAAAGGAGAAAUUUAAGAAGCCAAAGGAUAGGAAAAACUAUAACUGGAAAUCAGAUUUGUGAAUUUAAUGCUUAAUUCAAAUAGCCUUCACCCCA